UACAUAGCAAGCUGUGGGAAAGGUGACAUUUCCGGCUAUUCUUCAUUUAGAGGACGAGAUGCUGAAACCGAACGAUUGGACAAUACGAUUGUGUUGUUUAUGCUUUAAUUCUUAUUUUUUAACAUCUGCCUUGAAUGGUUGUAUCUGAAGCUAAGCAGCUGCAGUGUUUGCUGUACUGAUCUAUUCUCCUUGGAGGGUUAUAAGGAGAAGCAGAUGUAGGAUCAGACUGCAGAGCAGGUUCUAGCUACAUUUCGCUGAUCGCCGCUUCAGGGUAUAGCAGCUAUGGCAAAGCUUGCAUCCUGUGUCCUGGUUGUCUUGGCAGCUUUAGGACAUCUAUCUGAAGGCAUAAUAAUAAUUCCAUGGUGGAGACUCGCUACGGAUGUGAAGAGUAUUACAUGGGAAAAUUGUGAUUCAGGAGAUCUUCCUGGAACAAUCAAAAGCCUUUCUAUUAGCCCUGACCCCGUCUCUAUGCCUGGAGAUGUGACCGUCUCUUUAGUCCUGAACACUGAUGUGUCCUUAAGUUCCCCCCUCCAGAUUAAGAUCACAGCUGAGAAGGAAUUGUUGGGCGAGUGGCUGACGGUUCCCUGCGUCGAUAAAUUUGGCAGCUGCACCUACACUGAUAUUUGUGAAUUGCUGGACUCUUUCUUCAAGCCAGGACAGCAAUGCCCAGGGCCCUUGGCUACCUAUGGCCUUCCCUGCCACUGUCCCUUUAAGGCUGGUUCCUACGCUCUUCCCACCACCACUUUCAAGAUCCCAAACCUGUCUCUCCCCUCCUGGAUGGCUGAUGGGAGUUACAGAGUAACCGGAGUUCUGACCCACAACAAUAAGGAGAUCGGAUGUGCUAAAUUUACUUUCUCUCUGUCAUCUGCCUCCUCCUGGUGGUGGUAAGGAGAAGACCCUAAGUGACUAAGGAAUGAAUUCAAUUUUCCCAAAUAAUUUCCCUAUACGGCACUGAUGCCACCAUCAGCUUCUUUGGAUAAAUAAAUAUAUUGAUAUAAAGACAGAAGUCUUUGUCUAUUGUGAUGCCUCGCUCUUGUACAUAGGUGCGGUUGCAGUAUAGAGGUAAGGAGACAGCGUUUUUAAAUCAAAGUCCAGUGUUUUAUUCACAUUUUAGCAUUCAGCAAACAGUCUUUAACGUGGAACGAAAGGAAAACAUAACAGAGUCCACCUGUAAUUCCUUGGUGUUUGUUCACACCUGAGAUCAUGCUGUGCUGCACUAAGCAAAGUCUUUUCCUAGCCACCAGCUAGGCUGUUCAGCAGUAGAGAUGAGCGAACUUACAGUAAAUUUGAUUCGUCACGAACUUCUCGGCUCGGCAGUUGAUGACUUAUC
Hyla sarda is the source of this 1330-nucleotide messenger RNA. Its product is annotated as ganglioside GM2 activator-like. Gene Ontology annotation, cellular component: cytoplasmic side of plasma membrane. The transcript is spliced from 4 exons. NCBI's taxonomy places the organism in Eukaryota, Metazoa, Chordata, Amphibia, Anura, Hylidae. Gene Ontology annotation, molecular function: enzyme activator activity; lipid carrier activity. The record is from RefSeq and is a predicted model, not a curated record. The coding region runs from base 283 to 888 and encodes 201 amino acids. Gene Ontology annotation, biological process: ganglioside catabolic process; lipid transport.